UUAAUUCUGGUCAAUGUAAAGAGGGAACUAUCCUGUGUACAUAUCGUGUUAUUGAAUAAAAUCUUACUCUUCCACCAUGACGGAUGAUUUUGAAGAAAUAUUAGCGUUAAUUAAAAGUACUUUGAAGUUGGAUCGUGAUCGUGGUUUGGAAUUUUUAAGUAAAAAAUUAUUGAACUUUGAAAAUAAUGAGAAAAACGACAAAAUCGAAAAUCUUCAGACCAAGAUCUUAGAGUUUAUUGCAUCCGAAAGUGAUACGAAAUGGGAAACACGACAAGGCGGUUUACAGGCAGCGAAAUUGAUCAUCACUAUGAAACCAUCGGAUGCAAAUUUAAAUGAAAGGGUACAAAAGGGUGCGUUGUGCUUAAUGCAUGACAACGAGGCUCGAGUUCGUCAAUCUGCAGGAGAGGUCUUGGGUGUUCUGUGUCAAACCAUUGGUACAUCAGUAUAUGAACAAUCUCGUAUGGAAUUGUUAAAAAGUGUUGAAGACAAUCUUGAACGGCAUAUUCCAGAAGACACAGUUUCCGAGGGUCAGAUGUUGAUAGAUGAAUCAAAUCCUAUUGAUGUAGGGAGAAAAAACUCAAUUCAAAUUGUCCACGAGUCGGUUGGCUGGAGGCAUUUGGAGACGAGCAUGAGAUGUCUUCAACAUGUUAUUGAAGGAUGUGGAUCAGCAUUCAGCAAAUACAUUGAUAAUGAUUUGCUAAAACUGUUGUUUCAAGCUCUUGAUCACACAAACAGAUUUGUGAGAGAAACUGGCUACCAAGUGUUCUCUUCCUUGGUUCGUUUAGGUCUCAAUAAAGAUGCCCCGGUGUCGUCUGGAUUAUCUCAAGAGCAAGCGAUGGAAAACAGGCAAUCCUUGCUUAACUAUGGAGAUAUGUUAGCUGACUAUCUGAGGAAAGGUCUCUCAGAUAACUGGAGUCAGGUUCGUCUGGCUGCAUCAUGGGCAACAAGAUCAUUCCUAGUCACUCUGGGUACAAAUGAUGCAAAAGAACAGUUUUAUCCAAAACUCUUACCACCCAUGUGUUUAAAUAGAUACUACGUUGCAGCGGGUGUACGGAUUUACUCGCAGGAAAAUUGGAAGAUAAUCACAGGGAACGACGGCAAGAGACUCGUGGAAAAAUACAUCAAAGAAACAGUGGAGUUUUAUAUCAGUCAAACAAAGGCAGAUAACCAUGCAGUGAGGGAAGCUGCAUGUGAGUGUAUAGCAGAAUUAGGAAUUAAGGUAUCUCCAGACGCCGUCCGUCCGUUCGUCAACGUUCUCCUUGCAGCUAUGAUAGACUGUUUUCAUGACGAAGGCUGGCCUGUCAGAGAUGCUGCGUGUUUGGCUUGCGGCAACUUUGUUCAAUGUUUUUCCGAAGAAUGCAGACCGCGUCUUUCCACGCUAUAUGAACUAUUCUUUGUCAAUCUUUGCGACAACAUACCGUCUGUUAGACAAGGUGCUGCAAUCUCAUUGGCUAAUCUCGUCAAAACUUACGGCGUGGAAGCAGUCGAAUAUGUAUCAGAUAAAGCUAAAGAAAAGUUAAAAGAGGUUGAUAAGCAAGAUAACAAAGACAAUCAAAGAUUCAGUGCUCUAGAAAAGGGACCUGGUUCAUUUGGUGUGAUAAAAAAACAGAGAGAUAAUGAUAUUGAACUUCAUACAAAUCAAACGAUGUACUCCUGCGGUUCGCUGGCGCCUAAAAUGGGGCGUGGCGGUUGCUCAGGUGGUCAUUUCAAACGACCUACACAACCAUGGGAGGUUACUGAUGGAUGUGUUUACCUCGUUGCCGAGUUGUCGAAGCUUGAUAUAGCACGAGAUCAUAUGAAAAUCCUCAUUCCUCUUAUGGCUGAAGCAACAAAAAAAAGAAAUUAUUCUCAAUAUUUACAAUUUUAUGAGACUGUCUGCAAACAGCUACCUAUAGUAGCAAAAGCUCUCGGGAAAAAACAUUUCAAAGUGUACUUAGAAGAAUUUCUGGAGGUCUUAUUUCACAGUUUAACGUGCGAAAACACUCUCACAUCAACAGCAGCCGCUGAAUGUACGCAAGACUUAGCAAAAUUACUUGGUCCUUCCAUACUCAAGGGUCGCAUAGAGAUGUACAAUCCAAGUUUUGUUCCAGUUUUUGAUAACUAUAUAUAUCGUUAGCGAACAAAACGACAAGUUUACAAACCGAGAAUAAUAAAGAGAGAUGAUGGGAAUUCUACUUUUUGUUCGAAUUUUUGAUCACUACGUUUAUAGCGAGGCAACGUCUAUAAACACAGAGAAUGGAGAGAACUGUCAGUUUGUGUAUUAUAUGAGUGAAAAAAUAAAUUAAAGCGUAAAAAUAAAACAAUCAUUGCUAAAUAAAAACGAACCAUAAUAUUUAUUCAUCAUAUCACAUACCUAAAAAUAUUGCUUUGUUCUACUAUUUACAAUGUUCAGAAUAAAUAACAUCUUUUCCUCAUAAAA
Xenia sp. Carnegie-2017 is the source of this 2419-nucleotide messenger RNA. RefSeq lists its product as uncharacterized. The coding region runs from base 77 to 2116 and encodes 679 amino acids. The transcript has 17 exons. Lineage: Eukaryota; Metazoa; Cnidaria; Anthozoa; Malacalcyonacea; Xeniidae. Gene Ontology annotation, cellular component: cytoplasm; protein phosphatase type 2A complex. Gene Ontology annotation, molecular function: protein phosphatase regulator activity. The record is from RefSeq and is a predicted model, not a curated record. Gene Ontology annotation, biological process: protein dephosphorylation.